This is a messenger RNA of Zonotrichia albicollis (white-throated sparrow), 8750 nucleotides long. It is a transcript of the gene GAB2, whose product is annotated as GRB2 associated binding protein 2. Gene Ontology annotation, biological process: signal transduction. Gene Ontology annotation, cellular component: cytoplasm. Lineage: Eukaryota; Metazoa; Chordata; Aves; Passeriformes; Passerellidae. Gene Ontology annotation, molecular function: transmembrane receptor protein tyrosine kinase adaptor activity. The record is from RefSeq and is a predicted model, not a curated record.
CCUCCCUCCCUCCACCCAUCCAUCCACCCAUCCAUCCAUCCGUCCGCUCACCCAGCCAGCCACCCCCGCCCGCCCUCCAUGGGCCGGCGCGGCCGGCGCUGAGCGCCGGGAGGCAGCGCCCGGCGGCGCCCGGCUCCGCGAUGAGCGGCGGGGAGGUGGUCUGCUCGGGCUGGCUCCGAAAGUCGCCGCCGGAGAAGAAGUUACGGAGAUACGCAUGGAAGAAACGCUGGUUCGUCCUGCGCAGCGGUCGGAUGAGUGGCGACCCCGAUGUCCUGGAGUACUACAAAAAUGACCACUCCAAGAAACCUUUGCGUGUCAUCAACCUCAAUUUCUGCGAGCAAGUGGACGCAGGCCUCACCUUCAACAAGAAGGAGCUGCAAGACAGCUACAUCUUCGACAUCAAGACGAGCGACAGGACCUUCUACCUGGUGGCUGAGACCGAGGACGACAUGAACAAAUGGGUCCGCAGCAUCUGCCAGAUCUGUGGCUUCAACCAGUCCGAGGAGAACACAGACACCCUGAGGAGCAUCGCCUCCAUGAACCACGGCCCGCGCUCCUCCCCGGCCGAGCUCAGCGGCGCCAGCCACCACCUGCUGCGGGAGCGCAAGUCCUCAGCGCCGUCCCACUCCAGCCAGCCCACCCUGUUCACCUUCGACUCGCCUGCCAGCCACCUCCAGAGCACCCUGUCUGCCAGUGCUCCCCAGGACUACCUUUUCCUGCACCAGUGCAUGAGCAGAAAGUCAGAAAAUGCAAGGAGUGCCAGCUUCUCCCAAGCCACCAGGUCUGCCUUCUUCAUGCGGAGCGACUCGGCGGUGCAGAAGCUCUCGCAGGGCAACGGGCACUGCAUGAACGGCGUUGGCGGGCAGCUCCAUGGCUUUUACAGCCUGCCAAAACCCAGCCGGCACAACUCGGAGUUCAGGGACAGUGCCUACGACCUCCCGCGCUCCUUUGGCUCCUACACCCACCCCAAGUCGAGCCUCACCAGCUCCGAAACUGAUAAUGAGGAGGUCUACACCUACAAGACUCCCAACAACACCCUAUGCAAGGAGUUUGGGGAGCUCUCCACGGACUCCUAUGACAUCCCUGCCACCCCACUCUCCAUCUACCAGAUCCCCAGGACAUUUACACUGGACAAGAACCACAACGCUCUGGCUGUGGCCGCCAGCGACUCGCCCGCUGCGCCACCCCCACGGCCCCCGAAGCCUGGGCAGACAGAGCCACGCUGGGGCAGUCCACCCCAGCGGCCCCAGCCUGGUGAAAAUCUAGGUCUCACCCCCAUGGCAGCCACCAUUCCCCGGAGAAACACGCUGCCAGCAGUGGAGAACAGCAGACUGCACCGAGGUGAAUUUGGAGCUUCUUCCUGUGAGACGUACGAGUACCCCCAGCACGGGGGCGGCAGCGCUGUGCAGUCAGUGGAGUCCAUGAACGAUGGAUACCACUCCUACCUGCAGGCCAAGGCAGUGGUGGCCCGCUCCCACAGCACCGACUCCGAGGACAACUACGUCCCCAUGAACCCCGGUUCCUCGCCCCUAAUCCACGCCGAGAAAGCCAACGACAAUGCCCAAAGUCUCUACAUUCCCAUGAGCCCUGGGCCGCAUCACUUUGACCUGGUGGGCUUGUCCUCGGCCACCCUUCCCGUGCAUAAAGGAGGAGCCGUGGCUCAGUGCCACCGGCGGCUGAGUGAAAUCCAGCCCCCGCCAGUCAACCGCAACCUCAAACCCGACCGGAAAGCAAAGCCAUCACCGCUGGACCUGAGGAACAACGCUGUCAUUGAUGAGCUUCCCUUCAAAUCGCCAGUCACAAAAUCCUGGUCCAGGCCAACGCAGACCUUCAACGCCGGCUCUCUGCAGUACUGUCGCCCUGUCUCCUCCCAGAGCAUCACCAGCACUGACUCGGGAGAGAGUGAGGAGAACUACGUGGCCAUGCAAAACCCCAUUUCUGCUUCUCCUGUUCCUAGUGGUACCAACAGCCCAGCGCCUAAAAAGAGUUCGGGGAGUGUGGAUUACCUGGCCCUGGACUUCCAGCCAAGCUCACCAGGGCCACACAGGAAGCCCUCCACAUCGUCAGUCGCCUCAGAUGAGAAGGUUGAUUACGUGCAAGUGGACAAGGAGAAGACACAGGCGCUGCAGAGCACCAUGCAGGAGUGGACUGAUGUGCGGCAGUCCUCGGAGCCUGCCAAGAGCAUGAAGCAGUAGUACCCGCAGCAGGCAGCAAAACAGGAAAAUGUCCUGUUGGUUUUCCCCAGCUGCUGGGGUACCAGACCCACUUGGGCUGGAUUUCUAAGACUUCUCUGUGGAGGGGAGGGGGUGUCAUUGGUUUGUUUUUUUCUCUUAAAACAAAACAAAACUUAAUUUCAGGGGAAGACUUGGCGGAUACUGUUUGCCAGUGAUAAAGACCAACUAUGUUUGGUGGCUAGGUUUGUGCUUUAGCUGCUGGAUGCACUGUCCAGGAACUUUGACUUAGCAAUACCAGGUUUCACCCUACUCAUCUUUUCCUUACAGCUAUUAAAGCCACCUUGUAUGUUCUAACACUGCAUCAUCUCUCCCCGUCUUCUUCCAUAUCGUACCCUAAACCAUGCCACGCAGGUUUGCAGCAUCUCCCAAAGGAUAUCAUUGCCCAGCUCUGAUUCUCCACUCCUUAUGGUUGUCCUCUUCUCUGCCUCCUCCCAGUCCCGAAACUGAGCAAGGACCAUUCCUUUUGAAAUCACUUUUGUUGUCCUGUCUCUUGUAAAUAAUAUGUUCAAAACCUCUGAGGGCUGUUCUGCUCUCGGUUGGACAGCCCCCAAGGUUUUGGUUGGGGUUGUUAACCUUCAGGAGCUUGACACACCAUCCCCACCAUCCCAUUGAGCUGACUUAGGACUCCAGGACUUGCCCCAUCAUACACACACAUACAUGUCAGCAUAUGCUCUCAUGAGUUUGUUUGGGUUCUUCUGUUUGUAUUCUCCAUUAACUCUCAGAGUGAACGGGCUGGAGAAAUUGGUUUUGGAAGGGGCUGGAGGGAUUGGCUUUGCAAGGUAGAAUCUAAGCACUGACCCACUGCCUAUCCGAAACCAAUUCCUGUGAAUCUGACCCUAAAAACCACAGUUUGCCUUUUGAGGCACCAGAAGAAGCCCAUAAAGUGAGAGUCCUACAUCAUGGACAUUGUGAGAAGCCCUGUGGUUGAGUUUGAGGGGGCAGGGAGGCUCUGAAGACCCUGUGUGUGUGGACUGGCAUAAGGAUGAGUGGCAAGAAGGGAGUGGGAGGCUGCUGUGAGGACUGGGAGAAGGCCAGUGGUGUACUGCAGAGAUUGGUCCUGGGUGAGGAGGUUCGGUGGAAUGUUUCUUGGAAGAAAAAAAGAAGGGUAAUUGAGAUGUUGGUUGAUGGUGAGGUCAUAGGCUUGGGAAGAGGUUGGUCAGGAGAGUCAGGGCAGGGCGUUUCAGUAGGAGCUUUAACGUAGCAUUGUGGUUGGUUUGUGGAGGGUGCAAAAGGCUGAACUAUUUUCCCCUCAUCUUCAGCAAUGUUUCUUCAACACAACACUGGGGCUUGCUGACAUUAAUGGCCCUAGGCUCUAAUUAUGGGUGGGAGUCUGCUGUUGUCCCUUGCCAGCAUCCUUAACACAUCCAGGCUUUGGGAUCAUUCCUCAGACAGCUGCUGAGCACAGAGAGAAGAGAAGGACGAGACAGUUUAAUGCAGAGAUAAUAAUUCAUGAUCUCAUGAAAACAGGAAGGACUAAUGAUUGCCAUGGAGCAGCCUGAUUGCCAGACAGCAAGCGCUGACACGAAUAAACAGGCUGACCGCAAACCAAGAGCCAAAUGAAGGAGACAUCAGAAAGAUUAGGUAAUAAUAUUUAUUAAAGAGCUGGAGCUAUUCUUUCUGUGAGCUGAACCCCUCCCAGCACCGUGGGCUCUAUGUUCCACCAACACCACCAAGUUGUAUUGAUUAUUAAUGCUUAAGCAUUAACACAUUUCCUUAAUCUUGGUCUGAGCUUGGAAAGGGCCAGACGUGACCCACAUGGGGAUAGGAUUCCAGUCCCUUAAGGGCUGUGUGUGCUGUGUGCUGGUAAAAUAAGUCUUGAACUUUCAACACCUUUUUGUGUUUUCUUCUCGCAUGCCAUGAAAGGGAAGGAUGCUAAUGAAAAGCUCUGAUAACCCUGUUGAGAUGUUGAAGUGUUGGACUUUUAUAGAAACAAGGAAACAAACACCCUAAUGUUUAUGUUAAUAAUUAUAAUUAAUAGAAGGGAAAAAACCUCAAAGCCCCAAAGGGGAAGAUUUAGCAGAGUCAGAUGCUUUCUAAAGGUCAGGGGGGGUGUUACACCCUGCAAGGGCCAUUGCCUCCUGCUGGAGGCUUGCACACUUGCCUGGUGAGUUGACAAAAUGAAGACUAGAAUGCAGUACUUCGUAUUUCUAUUGACCCCUUCAUCUCUGCAUCUCAGGGGAGACUAAACAUUGGGUCUGAUCCAGAGCCCACUGAAGUGUGCAUUCACCCAUCUGGGAGAGAGCUCCCCAUCCCCACCAAAAAGAAUGUCACUCUUCUGGGAAGCUGAUUUUUUCCCAUUUCUUCUUCAAAGCUGUUAGCUUUAGUGGCUCGAGAGAGAACACAUGGGGUUUGAGUGCGAGUUGCUGAGUGGGUGCCCUGCGCUUCUGCACUGGGACUAGGUGCAUCCAGUGCCCACUCCCACGUUUAAUCCAAGGGGUUAAUUAGGACUGGAAAAGCCUUUUGUGGUACUGGAGAAACUAGACCUUUUUCUCCAUGUUUCACAAAUGUCUUUGUUCAUGGGGCAACCACUGGCAUGGGAUAGCUCUUUUCCCAGGCUCAGACCCUGUGUUUUGAUAAUUUCCUCUCAUGAGCAUCCCUAGUAACUGGUUCAUUGCAUUUGGCAGACCAAGGACCAAAAUGGCCCAAAAGCAGCUACUUAACAACUGCUGGUUGCUGGCCCCUCUCUGCUUUGCAGUGAAGUCUGUGUUUUCACUGAAAAAGAUACAUUCCUCUACCUUUUCCCUGCAAAGCACCAAGCAAACAGCACCACCAAACUAAGCAGAGGGCCACAGACUCUGUGCCAUAUAGACACGACUGUAUCAACCCCUCCUGAAAGCAUUAAGUAAUCAAUGGCUUCAGUGGAAAUAGUCACCCAUGACGAUUGCCAAGCUGAUUACAGCAGUCCCUGGUGAUUAAUGUUUGUGCAGUAUUUAGUCUUAAACCAUAUUGAAAAGCAGCUGCUUUAAUUACACAGACUGCCAAGAACUUUGUCCUGAAGGCAUUGAGUUUAUCACAUCCACUUUAUACUUGGAUUCUUAAGUAUGACAGGCUCCUUUGUUAGAAAUAGGUAUUUAAGGAAACUGAGAACAUUGCAAAUUAUUCAUUUUAAUUGAAAUUAAACUGGCUUGAGCCUUCACGUCAGAGCCUGCUCUACAGCUCUGUGGUUUGAUUUAGAAAAGUGCUUGCAUGUGUGUGUGCUCAUGGAGAAGGGUUGUCUGUGGGACAAGCACCAUGACCUCAAUAUUUAGUUUUAUGAAGCAGUGGGUCCGUGGCUCAAAGCUUUCCCCAAGCUUGAAAAUGACUAAGCAGGUGGUUUUAAAGGCAAAAGUCUCCAAGAGUGUGUAUCCCUUGCUGUGAGUAUGCAAAUGCUGCUCAUCAUUCCUCUGCCUGGUGAGAUGUGUGAGCUGCCUUGGAGCUGAUUUGCUCUGAACUGGCAUUUGAGUGUUCAGUGGGAAAUACAUUUCCAGCUCUAAAUAGAUGCCAGGCUUAGGCUUAGUCUCAAGCUGGCGAAAGAGAAUAAUGUGUGAGCGCAGAGAGUGCCAGGGCAAAGCUGAGAGUCUGGCAAAGAGGGCCAAAUGCAGAAUCAGAACCAAAAGAUAGGAAAGGCUUGGCUUGUCUAGGAGCUAACUGGAAUGGAUUUGAACUCUGGGCCACCAGCCACUGGCAAGGGUGAGAUAUGAGAGAACAUGAGGUUGGGACGAGAGAAGGCAGAGGAGUUUGCCAGUAAGGUUUGGGUCUUGGUCCUCACUGUGUGCUCCUUUGGCCUGUGUUUUUGGGUCAGAUGUGCAGAGAUUUGUGGGUUGUGGAAUGCUCAGUAGAAGCUGGUGGGACAGGAGCUUCCACCACUCUCGGGCACUUCACUCUCAAGGGGUCAUCCUGCCUGACAACGUGAUGCCUGUGCUCUGGCGUUCAGGAAUGCUUGGGCCAUUCACCCAGCUCUGAGCUGGGCAGGAGAAACCCUACAAGAAAUGUGUGGGGACCAGGACAUCCUGAGAGACACCUUGCUGAGGGUCCCAUGAGCAUUUCCUGGGGCAGCAGUGCCAUGGUUUCACAGGGUUGUCCCUGGAUGUGCCAUCUUCAUCCCUGAAGUUUUUCAAGAUCAGUCUAGGUGAACCCCAUAGCUGACCCUGCUUGAAGCAUCUCUUCCACACUGAGACCCUGUGCUUCUGGGGUUGAGUGGAGACUCCUCCAUGUGAGGGAGGGGGCCCAGGGGGUUGCUUGGAGCCCUGUAACAUCCAAAACAGGUACAGGGCCGCUUCUCUGGCCAUGAAGCCAAGUGGCAAGGCACACAGCUCAACCCCUAAGGCCAUACUCCCCAGUGAGAAGACCUAAUCCACACUGGGCCAUCCCUUGCACCUGGGAAAGGGCUGACUGGCCCAGAACAAGUCAUCCAGGACAUGGACAGGCAGUUCUAGCAACUGUGAGACAGCUUGAACCUGUAAAUUUGUCAGGCUAGGUCCAGACCUCUCAGCAAACCCAUGCCACCUCCACACCAGAAAUGGGGGUACCGCCACGUCCAGGUCUUAUGGAAGUUGCUAAAAUAGUUCCCAGGUGCUGUCGGAACUUUCUGGCCCAGGAGGCAAGUAAAAGGGUGGUUUUCUCAAGUUGUGCUUGCAUUGUGUUGGUGUUUUCCCACCUGGUGAUGUAAAAGUUCCAUUCCAUGUAAAAGCUGACACCCACAGUGCGUGUGCCAUUGGAGGGAUGCUGUCUAGGUGAGAUGGAUGCAGCAGAGCUGUGGAUAUGAAGAAGCCCAAGUUCUACAGGAAGGGGGAAGAGCAAAGCCUAACUUUGGCACCAGCCAGAGAACACACAUGGCGGUCAAAGAACCAUCAAAAAAAUGAGAAGGACCAGUCCAGCAUCAAAUCACAAGGGCCAAUAAGCCAAUUUAGGGCCUCUGAUGAGUCUGAGUGCCUCUCUUCUCUGCCCAGCCUUCCCACAUGUACAUAAUGAUCUUGGAGCUGUUAAUGAGGCUCUUGCAGGUCAAGAUGUGCACUUUUUGUUCACGAUUCCUCCUUGGUCUGGAGCAGUUCAUCCCUCUAUCAGCCUGUCCUUGGUGUCUCAUCCUUGUAGUCACAAUUUUAUCUCCUUGUUCAUGACUCCUAGUGUUGUACUGUUGAUCAGGUUGCUGGUUUAGUGUCUUCUCUUGAGAAAAGUUGAUAUGUAGCAAGGUGUCACAAUACAGCUGUCCCCUUCCAGCCCACGGCCAGCUGGUCCUGGCACGUGGUGUUCAAGUUCUAACACCAGCCAGUAAUAUCUGAAACAGAAGCUGGGGCGCAUGGCUCCAUCUCUUUAGCUGAAAAAGCUUCUCAACAGGAUUGCUCCCAAUCAGCAGGCUCUUAAUUUUUGAUGCAGCCCAUUGCUAACAUAUAAUGGGUUCAUUAGUGGGCCAGUGGGUUGACCAUAUGGGAGAGGUUUGCCCCCAAACCAGGAGAUAAGAAACCAACAUUUUUAUUGUCAUUCUCUGGGUGACACCACACUGUAUCCUCAUGUGGGACGAGAGGGUUCAUGUGAACUCUGUAUCCUGCUUUUUCUCCGGCUUGUAAAAUGAAGGUUUUUAGUACUUAUUUCCCCACCUCACAGAUGUGUCAUGAGGUGUAAUUAAUUGACAUCUAAUAAUGCAAAGAGAUGUUUUGAGUCUGCAGGCAAUGGCUUGGCAGCAGGUGGUGCUAACCUAUUGUCAUACCCAGCAUCAUGCACGACACCAACACAUCCCGCUCUGCAAAACUCAUUAAAAACCCCUUCAUCCUUAACUACCAAGGUGAAAAAAAACUUGGCAGGAUUUUCUUCUGAGUGAGGGGGUGGGGGAAAUGUCAUUUGCACAGUUUUCAGUGUUCUGCUGCCACAUUUACCCUGGAAAUACCACGGGUUUUUGAGAGCAGUAUGGACGUGGUGGCUGAGCCACGCUGCAGAGAGGGGAAGGGAGCAGGACCCUGGGCUCCACGGGGAGCCUGUCGAUGAAUCCCAUAGGGUUAGGACCAAACCUUUAGAGUAGUUGUACCCCACUCAUCCCAGCCCUUGGCAAAGUCAGCGUGAGUUUGCCGUCAUUGUGUGGGAACUUUGGGCAUCAUUGUGUGGGAACAGACCCAGUCUGAUUAGGGUAGUUUUCUCCAUUUGUUUCUUAACCUGCUGCGAGGAGGGGUUGGAGCCCUGGCUGUGAAGCUGUUGCAUCAGCAGCCGAUUCGCAGGGAUGUUUUGUGUGUUUCAAAGCCUAUGACUGUUCUUAAAGAGGAGUAUUUUUAAUUUUUUGAUUUCCAUUUGUAGAAGGAAGGACAAGAGUAAUCUGUGGCAAACUGUACAGUAUGUGUCUUCUUGUGGUGUCACUGUUUGAAUGGUUAUUAAGUUUUCAAAUCACUGUGGACAGCUAAUCACUUAAGUUAUUAAUUUAUUCUAUGGGGGGUUGUUGUUUGGUUGGUUUUUUUUAAAGUAAUUUGAAGCAAUUAUUUAUCCUGUAAAUCGGUCUUGAGUGAAGCCUAGAUAAUACUUUUUUUGCUGUUAAUAAACAUGGUACAUGCCUGA